AUGGCUAUGUUCAGAGAAAAGUCACGUCUUAUUAACCUUAGGCUUGAAUUUGUCCAGUUUCUACGCCAAGCUGACGAAAUACUUUUCUGGAUACGUGAAAAAGAAACUUACACAACAUCAGAGGAUUUCGGCCAGGACUUGGAACAUGUUCAGACACCUCAAAAAAGGUUUGAUGAGUUUACAAGGGAUCUUGAGUAUCAAGAAAGUCGUGCCGAAGACAUCUAUCGGAAGGGUGAUGAACUUCAAAAAGAGGAAUUUCCUGAGGAUGCCCUAGUCAUAAGAAAGUCCAGAGAGGUCCGCGAAGCUCUAAAGCGUCUGAAGGAUCUGGCUAAGAAACGAAAAGAAAAGCUUCUGGAAGCCUAUGAGAUACAGCGCUUCUUUAGAGACACAGAUAAAGCUAUAUCGUGGGUGAAUGAAAGGUCCAUUUCUUUAUCCAUUGAGGACUGUGGUCAUGAUCUUGCCUCAGUCCAAGCUUUACAAAGGAAGCAAAAAGCAUUAGAAAGGGAUUUGACUGCCCUAGCUGAAAAGAUUGUUCGACUUGAAGAUGAUACUAUGGCGCUUGCACAGAAGCAUCCUGAGUCGCAAGACACCAUACGAGGCAAGUACGACGCUUUAAUUACUACAUGGGCGAAGCUGUAA
Molecule: messenger RNA, 639 nt
Organism: Trichobilharzia regenti
Lineage: Eukaryota; Metazoa; Platyhelminthes; Trematoda; Strigeidida; Schistosomatidae
Source: the annotation of a GenBank genome assembly